AGCCAAUUGAAUCGUUGGCUAUAGAAAGCAUCAUUUGGUGUAUGUAGAAUAAGGUUCUUUACUACGUGGCACACAUUACUUUGAUCACUGUUAUUCUCUGUUGUUAUCUUCGAUCAAGCAAAGUUCUUCAAGUUUUAAAUAUGGAAGAAAUGACAUUUACCAAGUUAUUAAUUUCGUUUGCUUUGGUAUACUUACACAGUGGAAAAAUGAAGGUUUGCGCACGCCCAACAAAACUUCAAUGCGAUAUGUUUUGUCAUAUUAAACAAGAACAACAUUGGCAAGACAUGUUGUUCAGCAAGUUGUCAUUGGUCUCUCCGAUGAUGGGCUGCGCUUACGGCGUGAAUUUGAACUGGUUUCUUAUAUUGACACUUGAAGUGAUUAACGAAUGCAACACAGUGCAAGAAUACAACAUAGAGCAGGCUAAAGAUUGUAAAGUCAAACUGGAAGAGUUUAUCGAAAGAGGUAAGAUUGUUAUACUAAAAUUGAUGCGCACAUUGAUGUUUAUAGAUUUUGUAAACCAAAAAAACCUGAAUGAAAAUCGGUUUUACAAUGUCUUGUUGCCACUAUAUGAUUUUGUAGCCGGACGGGUUCCAUUUGAAAUUUUUGGCAUAAUACCAGGAGGUUUAAUCGCUAACCAAUUGUUAAUCGAAAGAGCUGAAUCCUUAAGAAAAUUUUUGGUUGAUACAUGUUUUCCAAAAUACGAAAUAUUCAAUUUAGCCCAAACAAAAAGUGAAUAUUUUGGUGAUCCAAAUAGCAUCUACUAUUUUUAUAUUGCCAAAUUAGAUACUUACAUCGGCUAUAUCUACAAUCAUUUGAGCAAGCUUGGUUUUCAAUACGACAUUACCACGGGCCAUAUUUCAUUUGAUCCUACCAAAAGUGACUAA
Adelges cooleyi (spruce gall adelgid) is the source of this 884-nucleotide messenger RNA. RefSeq lists its product as uncharacterized. The transcript is spliced from 2 exons. NCBI's taxonomy places the organism in Eukaryota, Metazoa, Arthropoda, Insecta, Hemiptera, Adelgidae. The coding region runs from base 141 to 884 and encodes 247 amino acids. The record is from RefSeq and is a predicted model, not a curated record.